Messenger RNA from Cercocebus atys (sooty mangabey), 1541 nucleotides. RefSeq names its product protein kinase, cAMP-dependent, regulatory, type II, beta (gene PRKAR2B). The coding region runs from base 261 to 1526 and encodes 421 amino acids. Gene Ontology annotation, cellular component: cAMP-dependent protein kinase complex. The transcript has 11 exons. Lineage: Eukaryota; Metazoa; Chordata; Mammalia; Primates; Cercopithecidae. The record is from RefSeq and is a predicted model, not a curated record. Gene Ontology annotation, molecular function: cAMP-dependent protein kinase regulator activity. Gene Ontology annotation, biological process: regulation of protein phosphorylation.
GCCGCGGCGGGAGCGGGAGGAGCAGGAGAUGCUGCCAGCCCUCCCGGGGCCGCGCUCGCUCAGCCGCCGCCGCCACACGGAGCAGACGCGCGCCGGGAGCCGCGGGCCGGGCCAGCCGGGCCGCCGGGGCCCAGUGCGCCGCGCUCGCAGCCGGUAGCGCCGCCAGCGCCGUCGGCGCUCGCUUGGCAGCCGCGGGGCCCUAGGCCGUGCCGGGGAGGGGGCGAGGGCGGCGCCCAGGCGCCUGCCGCCCCAGAGUCAGGAUGAGCAUCGAGAUCCCGGCGGGACUGACGGAGCUGCUGCAGGGCUUCACCGUGGAGGUGCUGAGGCACCAGCCCGCGGACCUGCUGGAGUUCGCGCUGCAGCACUUCACGCGCCUGCAGCAGGAGAACGAGCGCAAAGGCACCGCGCGCUUCGGCCAUGAGGGCAGGACCUGGGGGGACGCGGGCGCCUCUGCCGCCGCUGCCGGGGGUGGCACCCCCAGCAAGGGGGUCAACUUCGCCGAGGAACCCAUGCACUCCGACUCCGAGGACGGAGAGGAGGAGGAGGCGGCGCCCGCAGACGCAGGGGCGUUCAAUGCUCCAGUAAUAAACCGAUUCACAAGGCGUGCCUCAGUAUGUGCAGAAGCUUAUAAUCCUGAUGAAGAAGAAGAUGAUGCAGAGUCCAGGAUUAUACAUCCAAAAACUGAUGAUCAAAGAAAUAGAUUGCAAGAGGCUUGCAAAGACAUCCUGCUGUUUAAGAAUCUGGAUCCGGAGCAGAUGUCUCAAGUAUUAGAUGCCAUGUUUGAAAAAUUGGUCAAAGAUGGGGAGCAUGUAAUUGAUCAAGGUGACGAUGGUGACAACUUUUAUGUAAUUGAUAGAGGCACAUAUGAUAUUUAUGUGAAAUGUGAUGGCGUCGGAAGAUGUGUUGGUAACUAUGAUAAUCGUGGGAGUUUCGGCGAACUGGCCUUAAUGUACAAUACACCCAGAGCAGCUACAAUCACUGCUACCUCUCCUGGUGCUCUGUGGGGUUUGGACAGGGUAACCUUCAGGAGAAUAAUUGUGAAAAACAAUGCCAAAAAGAGAAAAAUGUAUGAAAGCUUUAUUGAGUCACUGCCAUUCCUUAAAUCUUUGGAGUUUUCUGAACGCCUGAAAGUAGUAGAUGUGAUAGGCACCAAAGUAUACAACGAUGGAGAACAAAUCAUUGCUCAGGGAGAUUCGGCUGAUUCUUUUUUCAUUGUAGAAUCUGGAGAAGUGAAAAUUACUAUGAAAAGAAAGGGUAAAUCAGAAGUGGAAGAGAAUGGUGCAGUAGAAAUCGCUCGAUGUUCGCGGGGACAGUACUUUGGAGAGCUUGCUCUGGUAACUAACAAACCUCGAGCAGCUUCUGCGCACGCCAUCGGGACUGUCAAAUGUUUAGCAAUGGAUGUGCAGGCAUUUGAAAGGCUUCUGGGACCUUGCAUGGAAAUUAUGAAAAGGAACAUCGCUACCUAUGAAGAACAAUUAGUUGCCCUGUUUGGAACAAACAUGGAUAUUGUUGAACCCACUGCAUGAAGCAAAAGUUUGGAG